GAGAGGGACCCGAACGCGCGGCUAGCACCAUGAGCCUCCUCAACAAGCCCAAGAGCGAGAUGACCCCCGAGGAGCUGCAGAAGCGGGAGGAGGAGGAGUUCAACAUGGGCCCGCUCUCCGUGCUCACGCAGUUGGUCAAGAACAACACCCAGGUGCUCAUCAACUGCCGCAACAAGAAGCUGCUGGGCUGCGUGAAGGCCUUCGACAGGCACUGCAACAUGGUGAAGGAGAUGUGGACCGAGCUCCCCAAGAGCGGCAAGGGCAAGAAGAAGUCCAAGCCGGUCAACAAGGACUGCUACAUCUCCAACAUGUUCCUGCGCGGGGACUCGGUCAUCAUGGUACUGCGCAACCCGCUCAUCGCCGGCAGUAGGGCCGGCCCCACCCCGCAUCAAUAA
Lepus europaeus (European hare) is the source of this 395-nucleotide messenger RNA. Its product is annotated as small nuclear ribonucleoprotein Sm D2-like. The transcript has a single exon. Bases 30 to 395 code for a protein of 121 amino acids. Gene Ontology annotation, cellular component: precatalytic spliceosome; U1 snRNP; U4/U6 x U5 tri-snRNP complex. The record is from RefSeq and is a predicted model, not a curated record. NCBI's taxonomy places the organism in Eukaryota, Metazoa, Chordata, Mammalia, Lagomorpha, Leporidae. Gene Ontology annotation, biological process: spliceosomal snRNP assembly; RNA splicing.